GGUGAAAGAUUGUCUGUUUGUGUAAAGUGCAGUCUUCUUUGGAGUUCUUAGAUUAUGUGUUGACUCUAGACAAAAUUGCCUCUCUCUGUGAUCUUUCCCAAGGCAUUCAAAGAAAGUCUCCGACCAACUUCCUUCCAAGCCUGCUUUUAUCUACAACAUAAUCAUCAUAAAUUCAUAUUACCGCUCCUAAGGUGUUAGAUUGUCUCCUUAAUGUUUGGUUUAUCAAAAGCAAAUAAUUGCGAGUAUGAUGAUGAUGUUCCAGUCUUGAGGAGAAAGAGUUGAGUUUUCUUUUUUGACCAUUUCUCUUUCUGCAGGAUAUUCACUUGACCGCCAAGUUUUGAAAUCUUGCUAGGAAUUUGAAGGUGAACUUCAGUUUUCUUAGUUUCUUUAGCGUGUCCAGUUGAAAGAAACAAUUGCAAGUUUACAGAAUUUCGGUUUUCAUCUUAAACAGAGCAGGGGUUUUGCUUUACGCUCCUCUAGCAGAAUUUCCUUAUGGGGAGUGAUGCUGCUUCAGUUGUUGGGAUACCAUCUCCUCGUGACAUUAAGGUGCAUCGCCUAAUGUGCAUGGAACUAAUUAAAUUUGUAACUAGAGUUUCAAUGUUACUUCCAGCCAUCGAAAAAGCCCGUCCUGGAUGCAACUCAGGAAUACAGGUACUUUGCCAGUUAACCAGAGCACUUGACAAAGCCAAGGACAUCCUUCAGCAUUGCAGUGAAUCCAGUAAAUUAUACUUGGCACUAACUGGAGAUGUUAUACUUUCAAGAUGUAAGAAAUCAAGAAACUUGCUUGAGCAAAGCUUGAACUCUGUGCAGAAUAUGGUUCCUGUAAUGUUGGCUACAGAGAUAUCGCAACUGGUUGAUGACCUGAGGGCUCGGAUAUUCAGCUUGGACCCAUCUGAAGCGGAGGCAAGGAAGGUGUUAAGCGAACUACUUCAUCAGUAUACAUCUACAACACAUUCAGGGGAAGAACAUGUCUUUCAGGCUAUUCAAAUUGCUAUGCGGAGCCUGCGUAUCACAUCUCCAAAAGAUCUUUUGAUAGAGAAAAGAUCCAUUAAAAAACAGCUGGAGAAAGUUGGGGGGGAUAGUCCAGCAAAAAGGAAAAUCUUAUUGUUCUUUCUGAAUCUUCUCAACAAAAAUGGCAAAUCUAUUGUGGCAGAGCACGCAGAGAAUGGAACUCUGCGGCAUGAAGACUCCCUCGCAUUGGAAAAUCAAUUUGAAGUGGAAUCUCGUCUGAGAUUUCAUCAUAAUGAUGCUCAAAGGGAUAUCUUUAACUGCUCUCUAAUCCCAGAUGAGUUCAAAUGUCCUUUAUCGUCGAGACUAAUGUAUGAUCCCGUUGUCAUUGCUUCUGGACAAACAUAUGAAAGAUAUUGGAUUGCAAAAUGGUUUACUGAAGGUAAUGACACAUGUCCAAGAACUAAAAAGAAAUUGGUCCAUUUGUCAUUAACCCCAAACAACUCAAUGAGGGACCUAAUAUCAAGGUGGACUACAGCACAUGGAGUUAGCGUUCUUGACCCUAGUGUACAAGCAGCAGUAGGUCACUCACGGGAAUCAUCUUCCGCUUCCAUUGCUAGCUUAAGCAACUCAAUGAUGGAUCUAUCUCUACCUAUAGACUUCAGCAAUUUAUCACUGGGAUAUUCAGAAGCUGGUCCUGCAUCACACUCUUCUCAUGCUAAGACACCAAAUGACUUCAGUGUCGUGUCACUGGAAAGCAGUGGCAAUUUUCAUAAAGUUCAAUCUGGUGAAAGCUUUAAUGAAAUAGAACUGGAUCGUUUAGCGAGGCUCAAUUUGCUUUCUUGGGAGUCUCAAUGCAGCUUGGUUGGAAAUAUCAGAAACAUGUUGAAACAAAACGGUGAAGCUCGUGAUUGGAUGUUGUCGGAGAAAUUUAUUCAGAAACUUAUUAGAUUCUUGGAAGAUGCACAUAAAUUUCAUUAUCAGGAUGCUCAAUUAUUGGGAUGCCAGUCAUUAUUAGCAGUUCUUGAUGAAUGCGGAAGCAGUUUGCCAUACUUGAACGAUGAUGCAUUUGCGCUUUUGACCUUAUUGCUUGGUUCGGAGGUUUCUAAAGAAGCUCUUGUUAUAUUCGAGGUACUGUCCCGCGACCAUAAGUGCCACCAUAAAUUUGCCGCGUCUGGUGCACUCAGUACUAUCCUGGAGAUUCUUGAUGCCCAGAGUAGAGAAUUACAGGAACCAGCCAUCAAAAUAUUAUGUAACAUGUCAGGAAGUUGCAAAAUAGGUUCCUGGAUUGCACCUUCAGAGUUGGUUCCUAAGUUGGUUCCUUUUCUUGAGGAUACAGCUCUGGCAAGAUAUUGUGUUAUCAUUUUGGAUAAUUUGUGCAUCAAAGAAGAUGCUAGAAUUGCUAUAGCUGAAACUGCUGGAUGCAUUACGUCAAUUGUGAAACUGCUGCAGCGUGACAAUCGCAAGGACCAGGAGCAUGCAGUGGCUCUUCUUCUUUCUUUAUGCUCCCAACGGGCUCAAUAUUGUCAACUGGUGAUGGAUGAGGAGCCCUUUUUUUCUGAACUUCUUGCUGUAUCUGUUAAUGGAAACAACAAAGCAAAGGGAAUGGCUUUGGAGUUGCUGAGACUGCUGAGGAGUGAUAUUGGAGAAUCUUAUGAAUCGGAUAUUGACAUUCCUAAAACCCCCGUCAUUGACUCUACUCAGCAGAAAUCUUGCUCCAAAGCAACAGGAAUUUUUGGAAAAUUUUUCUCAAAACGCAGGUCACCUGCUAACAAACGGAUAAAAUAGAAGUAAUGCUGUCUGGUUUUACCUCUUUUGGCUAUUGAUAUCGUAGAAUGAAACAGUUUGAAGAUGCCACUUAGCUGAAUUUUCCAUUUCAGUAGUGUCGACUAUGGCUGUUGGCCUUGCACUGACUUGUUGUAGAUAGUAAGAUAUAUUUUUGCAUGGUAGGAUGUGUACAAUUUCACAGGUUCGUAUUAUCGUAUAGAUUUUGUUAGUGAGACAGCUUAAAUGGAGCGGCAUAGACAGAAAGGAUUCAUGCCGUAGCCGAGAAUGCUUGGGGAUAGAAGGUGUAAUUAUUGUUGUAUCUAGUUUUUGUUUGUAUCUAAAUGAUUUUAACAUUUCAUAUUCAGGUGUAUAGUAUUUUAUUCGUUUGUACAAAUACAAUAACUUUUCAAUGAAUCUCACUUUCCGGUAUGACCAUCGAGCACCAUAGCACAGUUAAUGCUAGCUGUUAUGUA
This is a messenger RNA of Lycium ferocissimum, 3188 nucleotides long. Its product is annotated as U-box domain-containing protein 5. Gene Ontology annotation, molecular function: ubiquitin-protein transferase activity. The transcript is spliced from 6 exons. The record is from RefSeq and is a predicted model, not a curated record. Lineage: Eukaryota; Viridiplantae; Streptophyta; Magnoliopsida; Solanales; Solanaceae. The coding region runs from base 493 to 2736 and encodes 747 amino acids. Gene Ontology annotation, biological process: protein ubiquitination. Gene Ontology annotation, cellular component: nucleus; cytoplasm.